AUGGAAAUGUUAUCUAGCCUUGGAGAUAUGUUGAACACAGUUCAAAGCGAACUUUCAACUGGUGUUGAAAGAUUGAGGCAGAAUGUUUCCACGAAUAUAGUUUCUCAGCAAAAGAUUUCAAGUGAAUCAAUUAAUGAAAUAUUGAAUACACAAGCGGGAAACCAGUUACUUUCACAAUUUCAAGUAAUGAUAAAGGAAAUAGUUGAAAACGGGGAUGAAGGUGCAAGAUUAGCCAAUUUAUGCAGUACAAGAAUGGGGAGAACACAACAGUUAGCUAAAGAACGCGCUGAAGCUGUAAUGGAAAUUGAUUCUUUCAUGAGAAAUUCGUCAGAUUUUGAUAGAAGAAUACGCGAAAUCAAUAGUCAGUUAAUAAAACUACAAAGAUUCUGCAAUCAAACUGAACAGGCAAUGACGUACUUGGAAGCGCUGUGUGAGGUCGCACGGACUGAAGAUGAAGUAGAUUUGAUAAGACAGCAAGCUAGAUCUGCUGCUACAAUAGUUCAAAUCGAGUCUGAGACACCCAGCAUUUUAACCUCAAUUGGUCAACGCAAAGAAGACGAUGAUAAACAACACCAGGAGGAAUGUUUUUCUUCAGUGCGCAGAUUUUCUACAGCCGAUGGGAUUGGGUCACCAACGGAUCACGCCUAUGCACCUCCUGGAGUUUUAACCAAACUCAACUCAAUUAUAAAAAUCAAGCCUACAAUCCUGAUCCCGAAGAAAAUGUUUUGCGCAUGUUGUAACAAGAAAACCAGUUGUAAUUGCAAAAAGUGUACAUUAGAAUGCUUAGCGUUUUACUCAAGAAAAGAGCGGUUGUUUUUACGCAAUUCAGAAAAGAAACGCUAUCAAAAUGAAAUAGAAAAGCUUCAAGCAGAUAUGGCAUCUAAUUGUGCCGAAAUCGCAUCUCGGUACGAACGGGUGUCAGCAUUGAGAAGCCAAGUAGAAAAUGCAAAAAUGAGAAUUGAAAUUAAAAGAGGAGAAAGUGUUAGUCUUAAGGAACAACUAAGCAAAAAAGAUUUUAAGCAAUUCGAGAUCAUUUUCAAAAGUCAAGAGAAAAAGUUGGAGGAAUUAAACGAUUACAAAAUGAAAUAUGAAAAGGAACUCGAUAGAAAAGAAACAAUGCUUGCUAAAACUCGACACCUUCUUUGCCUCACUGCAUGUCGUAUUUUUCCCAUUCAAGAGAUUGAAGUCGAUGUAGAGGACAUUGAGAAGCCAAUGGAAAGCUCGAAAAAUUGGGCAUUAGUAAAUACAACGGAAGCAGGGAGGCGAUAUAAGAUUAGAGGAGGCUACAUCAAUGAUAGUUUGAAGAACCGCUUGACCACUGCAAUUGCGGGGGGGACUAUUACCUUACCACCAGAGAUGAAGCCGCCAUUCGCAGCUUUCGUACAUACUGUGCAACUGGUACAUCUUCUAAAUGUAAUUUUCAAUUUUCGACCACCACAUCAGAUAUCACACAGAGAGCUGUGCAUUCGUGAACGAUGGUCGAGUGACUGUUUUACUAACGAAUGGCAAAAUUUGUGUGACUCUGUGAUUUAUUUGUGCGCUUAUCUGGGGAUGAAAGCAGCAAACUUAAAAUAUUCUAUUCCACAUGCGAAUAUUCUUGAAUUCGGCUCGUUUGUUCUCGAAACUGGAGACAUAAAAAAUUUAGGAAAUCGACCGCGCUGUGAUAUGUCUACUCUUCAAGAACUUUUUUCGACCGAAAGAGUCUAUCCAACUGAUCGAGAAGAGACUGAAGAGAUCAAUGGUUUUCUUUUAGUUGAUUUGUAA
This is a messenger RNA of Caenorhabditis bovis, 1764 nucleotides long. The record is from the annotation of a GenBank genome assembly. Lineage: Eukaryota; Metazoa; Nematoda; Chromadorea; Rhabditida; Rhabditidae.